AUGCUCGCGCUGUCGAACUUCCCCGCCGCCUUCCUCGCCCUCCUCUGCGCCUGGUCACUGCUCCCUGUCGCCCACGCAACAUAUCUCGUCAUCAACGCCCCCGCGAAGGGGACGCAGUGGGUGAACGGCGCGACGAACCCGAUCUCGUGGACGAAGGGCCUCCUCGACUCCGUCUCCACGUUCGACAUCGAGAUGUCCCGGAUGAGCGACGACGGGCUGAUCUAUGUCGCGCGAAACGUGGACUGCUCGCUCUCGAAGGGCAACCUCAACGUCGCGCUGCAGGACGUCCCAACGGGCGACGACUACUACCUGCUCUUCAUCGACUCCGCGCACGGCAUCCUGUACGGCACAUCCCCCCGCUUCUCCAUCGUCGCCGCCGAGAACGCGACGGCGACCCCCACGCCGGUCUCGGGCGCCGCGACGGCGUCGCUCUCCGGCGGGGCGAACCCGACGGUCGGGUUCGCGACGACGUUCGCCGCCGUCAGCGGCGCCGUCGCGCUCUGGGGCCCCCACGCGCAGACGCAGCUACUCGCAGCGGGCGCCGCGCUCCUCGCGUGUCUCGCCGGGGGCGCGUGGUCGGUGCUGUAG
This is a messenger RNA of Epithele typhae, 588 nucleotides long. RefSeq lists its product as uncharacterized. The transcript has 3 exons. NCBI's taxonomy places the organism in Eukaryota, Fungi, Basidiomycota, Agaricomycetes, Polyporales, Epitheliaceae. The record is from RefSeq and is a predicted model, not a curated record. The coding region runs from base 1 to 588 and encodes 195 amino acids.